CGCCAAGAUGGCGGACAGCGACUACGAGUCGGUCCUGUGCGUGAAGCCCGACGUCCAUGUCUACCGCAUCCCCCCGAGGGCCACCAACCGGGGGUACAGGGCUGCAGAGUGGCAGCUGGACCAACCAGCAUGGAGUGGCCGCCUCCGGAUAACAUCCAAGGGGCAGAUGGCUUACAUCAAACUGGAAGACAAGACUUCAGGAGAACUUUUUGCCCAAGCCCCAGUUGACCAGUUUCCUGGCAUUGCCGUGGAGAACGUGACCGACUCCAGUAGAUACUUUGUCAUCCGGAUUGAAGAUGGAAGCGGGCGCCGGGCGUUUAUCGGGGUCGGCUUUGUCGACAGAGGCGAUGCCUUUGACUUCAAUGUAGCACUUCAAGACCACUUCAAGUGGGUGAAACAACAGUGCGAGUUUGCAAAGCAAGCUCAGAACCCAGACCAGGGGCCCAAAUUGGACCUGGGCUUCAAGGAGGGGCAGACCAUCAAACUGAACAUUGCGAACAUGAAGAAGAAGGAGGGAGCCGCCGCGGGUGCCAAAUCUCGAUCAGCCAGCACGGGGGUGACGAGCUUGCUGCCUCCUCCCCCUGGAGGAGGGAAAUCUCCUGCUCUGAUCCCUCCCCCCGGAGAGCAGCUUCUCCCAGGCCUGGCCCAGACCUGCCCAGAAAGCACUUCCAUGACAGAUGCCACUUUGCCUUGGCCACCUCCCAGUACCUCUGCUGCCGCCUCGGCCGACAUCUGGGGUGACUUUGCCAAAGCUUCAGGAUCAACUCCUAACCAGACUCAGCAGAGCACAAGCUGGGUCCAGUUUUAGACCGGGCACAAGUUCCACUUUCCCCUGCGUGAAUGUGAGGGAAGACGCCUCUCCUCUUCACUUCGGACCAAAGGAUGGAGGAAGCCACACUCCCCGGCCUCUGUGUUUAAAGCCAGAACCUCCUCUCUCCCCUCAGCCUCCACCCCCACGUUUCUUUGAUGUUUGUCGUUUGAUCGGGCAUUACGGAAAGUGGCUGAUACCAAAGCACAAGGGUCCAAGGAUCCAAAUGCUGAAAUCAGAGCCCCCGGGGGCAAGAGAUGACAUUCUUCGCCGGGUCCGUAUUUCAUUUUUCCUUCUCAGUUCAGGGGUCCUAUAAUUUCUGGGCCUGGAACUCUGAUUUCAGCACUUGAAUCUAGGGGGACAAAUUCCAAAGGCAGAAUUGGAGUAGGGGGAAGGAAGGGGAAAUAUAUAUAUAUAUAUACGUAUGCCACUUCACUCCAUACCAACACUCUGCAGUGUUUACAUUUUUAAGUAAUUCCAAUAUGAGGGUGAGUGUGGCUUUGGUAUUUUUUUUCCCCUCCUCCCUCCCUCUCCACCUACUCUUGGCACUUAAAAUAGGUGCAGUGCUCUCCCUGGGAGGGCCGCUGAAGGCGUCAAAGAAACCAGGAGCAAGGAGGGGCACCCAAAGACCACAUUGCCUUUACAUCCCUUUUUAUAUUUGCUCGCCGAUAUGCCAACCUGCACAAGCACAAAACGCCCAAGCAAUAGGAAUCACAAGAGCAGCCCUGCGCCCAGUUAGGGCAUCCGAAGGAUCAAACCUCCGCCACUACAACUGCCCGCUGCGGUGCGUCUUCGGCUGGGGAAUGGAAGCCUGCCCAUUUGGAAAGGUGCGGGUGAGGCAGGAGGAGGUGAGCGAAAAGCCAGCCGGUGGUUGGGUGUGAAGGAGGUAGCUGCUUGCCACGUGUCCUGGGUUGUGCCACCGUCACCAGCCAAUGAGUUGGGUUUCCCUUUGUGGUUUCCAAAGUGCCUUGUUGACUAAAGACAACCUCUAAUCUCCUUUCUUCUGCAGGGAGGGUGAGGAGAAUGAAAGGGGUGCAGCUCAGAAGUAAGAUAUUGGUGGCCCAGACUACUACUGGUUUUUGUGGAGUGAUUGUAUCUGAGCAAGACUUUGAAAAACUCUUUUGUAGGCAUCCAACGCUUUAGCUUGAAUUAUUUUAUUACAAAGAGGAUAGAGACCAUGCUGAAAGCUGAUGAGUCUUUUUUAUGUGAUUGCUUUUAAGAUUUCCUUUUUCUAAAAAAAAAAGAGUUCUUGCUUCUAUUUAUAUCAAGGGUGAAGGCAUUUUUAAUUGCUUGAAGUCUUGCUUCCCCUUACCCGCCCUCUCUUGCAACUGGAAGGUGAAGAGAUCAUUUUCAGAUCAAAAGACCUAAGAGUUUAUGUGUGUGUGUGAAUUCUGCACCAGCAUUUUCAAGGGCCUAGAGCCAAACAGGUCUUUGAUGUACAAAGUAAACACAACAGCUCAGAUGAGAAUAAACUGAUGUUUGGCUGAA
Messenger RNA from Tachyglossus aculeatus (Australian echidna), 2296 nucleotides. RefSeq names its product NECAP endocytosis associated 2 (gene NECAP2). Gene Ontology annotation, biological process: endocytosis. Gene Ontology annotation, cellular component: membrane; clathrin vesicle coat. The coding region runs from base 8 to 808 and encodes 266 amino acids. The transcript is spliced from 8 exons. The record is from RefSeq and is a predicted model, not a curated record. NCBI's taxonomy places the organism in Eukaryota, Metazoa, Chordata, Mammalia, Monotremata, Tachyglossidae.